This is a messenger RNA of Schistocerca nitens (vagrant locust), 935 nucleotides long. RefSeq lists its product as uncharacterized. Lineage: Eukaryota; Metazoa; Arthropoda; Insecta; Orthoptera; Acrididae. The coding region runs from base 94 to 753 and encodes 219 amino acids. The transcript is spliced from 6 exons. The record is from RefSeq and is a predicted model, not a curated record.
AAAGCGGAGUUACUAAAUACAGUUUUCCAUGAUUCCUUCGUGCAAGAAGAUGAAGUAAAUAUUCCAGAAUUUGAAACCAGAACAGCUGUUAGCAUGAGUGACAUAAAAGUCCGAAUUAAAUUACGAGAGCCUCAUGCAAUGGAAGACAAACAUCAUCAUCUGAAGCAACGUAGAAGAACUUCAGACACAGAACGAUCACACAGCAAACUUUCUGUUAGAUCCUUAUCAAGAAGUUCUCAGGAAAGAGAAAAGUCUGACUCAUUACUGCAAGUACUUCGUGGAGUAAGCUUUGGAAAUGCCACUACAAUUGGGAGAUCAUCUUUGGUGGAUGUUAAAGGACCAUUCCGCUCUUCAAGAGAUAGGCCUCCAACUCCAGUGCCAUCAGUUGAACAUCUUGCCCAAGAAGUUUUUAAGGAUCCACCAGAAGAGGAAGAGGAAGAUGAAAGUGAAAUUAAGGGAAAACCAGAUUAUCAUAAAUUAAAACUGGAGAGACAAUUUGCUGCUCUCUCAAGACGUUUAAUAAAAUCUGUUGUAAACAAGAUAGAAGCAUGUGAUCUAAGACGAAAAAUUAUGAAGCCUCCAUUGCCAGAUUUCAAGAAAUAUCAUGUUAUCAACAAGCUGGCAGAGAGAAUUUUAGAAGAUGAAACUCGAAUUAGUACAGACUCAGAUGAAUUUCAAGAUGCCGUGACAGUCAUAAUUCAAGAAGUUAUCAAGUUAUACCAGCAACAAGAAAGUCAUGUCAAUAAAUUAUAGGUUUUGAUGGCUCUUCUCUCCUGGAGGCACCAGUAACGACAGAUUCCAUGUGCCAUUACAUGGAUUUUGUGCAAAAUCUUUUGUAUAACAACAUAUUUGUUUAGUUGCACCAAUGAGAAAACAUAUUGGAAAAGUUUUCAUGAAAUUUAAAAUUAAGCAUUCACUUGUUUGAAGAAGGGAAA